GUGGUUGCUUUUGUAAAUGCUGGUAUCUGUCCGUUUAUACUGAAAUGCCGGCUACCGUCAUCCUCACGGGGCACUGCGCUGGAGUCGGCGUGCCAGCCCCGGGCAGGGAUUUACACAACGUAUUAACGGUACUUUCAGGAGUCUCUCUGCGGCAUGAAGGACUUCACACCGGGGCAUAGCGUCUUCUCCCGCAAUCAUGCGGUUAUUUCUCUCUGCAGCACUGUGCGCUGCAAUGUCAGUUGGGCUAAAUGAAUUAAAAGUCGGAUAUGGACACAAGCCCAAGGACCAUGAAGACGUAGAAAAAUAAUAGAAGCCUGAGGAAGCCGUUUCUACUGCUAAUGGCCAGUUUGAGCUACAUACUGCAGAGCUCAAUGGACGCAUCUCUGGGACAUUCCUCCUGAAUCCAUCAGACAGCUGCUGAUGUGCUGCUCAACUUUGUAGGACAGUCCUGCAAUAAGGGAACUUUAUUUUUUGCCGAAAAACUAUGCAUAACAGAACAGGUGAAUGUGCACCUGAUAAAAAAAGAGACUCAUCAGUAGAAGUCCUAUGCAACAGAACAGGAGCCACAACAAGAUAAGCUUUACAUAAGCUGGAUCUUUUGAUGACCUUUUAUAAUACUCUGAGGGGGUCAACGAGGGGAUCAAAGGGGAAGUGAACCAAGCUAUAGGGCUGUGUGUGCCGGGCAUUGCACACCCCUUGCCAUUCUGUCUCUGGAAUAAUACUCUGGUUUUUGAAUUUGCCUUGAACUCAUGAGGCCUGCGCUCGAUGCUGGAAUCAAUGAUCCUAAAGGAGCUGGACUGAGCUGUCCCUUUGAACCUCUGCAGGCUGUAGAUGCCUUACCAGCUUAUAACCAACAGAUCGUAACAUGCUGUGAUCAGCAGUACCAAGAACCGCAAAGCAGUAAAACAUAAAGUUUUUUGGCUGUUAUUAUUUGGGAGUGCAAAAUACUCUUACCUCAUCAUGCUUCUGAACUGUGAUCAACCGUUGCCUCUGCUGAGCCACACUGAUGUACCCCCUCGUGUUACGGAAAGCUUCAUCCUGACAGGCUACCGCUUCCCAAACUACAGACUGAGGGACUGCUUGUUGUCAGCAUUCAGGCCCACCAAUGAAACAGGCAACUUCUGGACACACUUCCUGCCCAUUUUUAUUUUUGCUUACUACUUUGUGGAGGUGUUUGGUUGGGAUGGUGCGCCUGAUGCCAAUGCCCCAUUCUUUUAUCCAAUGUGGAACUACUUUAUUGGGGUCUUUUUUUUGCUCAUGGCCAGCAGCAUGGCCCACCUAUUGAACUCAAUGUCUCUGGUUGUAAGGGAGGUUUGCUUCUUUGUUGAUUAUGGCACCAUCAGCGCCUACACAGUUGGCUCAUCACUGGCGUACUACUAUUACAUUCAUCCUCGGGCAGGGAUAGUGGAGAAAGGAGACCGGAACAGCUCCGAUUUGAACCUAAACCAUGAGCAUAAAGGGAUUAUAACAUCUUUCUUCAACCUGUUCUUUGACACCUACUACAUGCCCUGUGCAUGUAUUAUAGCAAUCAUAUGCAUCUUAUCCUGCUGCAACACUCGCCAGAGGUGGAGGGAGCAUCGGUACAUCAUACGGACCCUGGUUUUCCUACUGCCAUUCCUCAUCUCUUCUACACCUGUCUUUUACCGCGUCCUCACCAGAUCGCCUUACUCCACCACCUCAUCCUCCUUUGCUGCCUCCACCACCAUGCCCAGCUUCUUUUAUCGCCACUCUCUCUGGCUGCUUGUGUCGGCCCUGUUUAACAUCAGCAAGUUCCCCGAAAGGCUGGCCCCGGGAUGUUUUGACAUCUGGGGCCACAGCCACCAGUGGUUUCACUGCUGCACAUUUUUGUCCAUCCUUGACGAGCUUCACAUGAUCCAGGCUGAGGUGAGGGCCAUCCUGCUCAAUCCUGAUUUCCUCUUGCCCCCCACAACGCUCUCCCGCCUACCUGGACCUACCAUUGCUUCCACCUACGGACUGAUGCUCCUCCUCCAGACCACCAUUGUCUCAAUCAUCCUGUGUUUCUCCUGGCGUGCAAACUGUAUCUACGGCCCUCAGAGAGACCAACUAAAGAAGGAGCAUUCAAUGAAACACAUGAAAGUCACCUAAUCCAAGAGAAGUCUUUCUUUGUUAAUGUCAAAGAUUAUUUGCACAUGCCUACAAAGCCAUGCCUUAAUAAGACCUGCACAAGAAAACAAUAUUGCCCAUUUGAUUCCAUGUCUCUCAUAUAAUCUGAGCCCAUCUGGGCCCAUUAUGAAGCUUUCAUACGGAGAAACUGAGGACAGGAGGAGAUGAAAGGAUUAUUUCUGGGCUAACCACAGGGAAGCUGUCUUGUUGAGUGGAUAUUGAAUGUCCUUGCCAGUUUUAUUCCCCAGAGCAGCUUCAGCAUGUUCCAACAGGGUGUCUAACUAGUGAGGAUAAUAACUACCUCUGUGGGCUGGACACUUGAGGAUAAAUGUUGGGAUUUGUUUCCUGCAGGAACUCUAGUUAGAGUUUAUGGUAACAUUUUGGUGAUGUUGUCAGUGGGCUGGACCUUUCUCCUAAUUUUUCUGGUGAAGUCCAUUCUUUUGUCGCACUUUCGGUUCCACUCAUGCUAUACUAUGUCCUUGAUUAUUCUCAGCUUUUAAUUUAGUGGAACCUAUAUUGUCUUGCUAAACCAUUUCUUUAUUACGACGUCGGUUAGCUACUCCUGUGGCUUUCAGGAUGUCUUAGUCUGUCUUGUUUCCUCUCUCUUGAGCCCUGCAGCAGGAAGUUGCAUGGCCUUAAAGGCAACUACACAAACAGCUGAGACCUCAUAUGACUCUUAUAAUGAAGCACUUUCAGAGGGGGCAGUCAGACUAGCCCUGUCUUAAAAAAGCCAUGCACACGUUCAAAACUAAAUGGAUGUGUUGCAUUUGACAAGAAUAUUAUGAUGUCCUGCUGAUAAGUCAUUGGCUUAUUUAGAUGUGAAACAUAUUCAUUGCAUUUAAUGCAUUGGCUGUUUGUAUGCUGUCUUUUAAUCACAGUUAGACACCACUCUGUGUCUUUACGUAGACGUCUUCUCCUCUUUUACUCAUCACCCACUCUGAUGUUGUUUAGAAUAAAUUUAAGGUUGUCUUUCCUAUGUCUGUUGAACAAAAAAUACACGGAGGUAGCUGUACACUGAGCUUUUUUUACUAUGUGAUUUACAACAAUCUCCAAUUUAGAAUUAGUUGUUUGGAAAAGUGGUUGUUGGAAAUGGUUGUAUUUGUUGCCCUUCAUUGGCAGAAACCUGAAGGGGUAGUUCAGAGUUCAGGGAUGAUUCUUUAAGUGCUGUUGUCUGGAGAAUGUAUCAUUGGUUAUUAUCUUGUCUGCUGUAGAUGUUUCCUUUACUGACCUCAGCUUUGUUUGGGUCCAGACCAAAACUGAUUUCCGCCCAUGUUAAACAACUGCAGUCCAAAACUUUAUGGGGGUUCAACACUAUUUUCUAAGACCUUAUUUUGUUACUUACAUAGAUAUCUGUACUUAUUCACAAUAAAGGCUGUGGAAUCCCCAGUCUUAACCAAUGAAAUUCUUUUGAAAAACAAUGCGAGGAGCCUAUCUGGUUAAUAGUAAUGUGGUGUGAAAAAAUAAAUAUUAAAACUAUUACAGCCAUCUAUGGUCAAAUGGACAUUGAUCACACAUUUUUAUUGUGCUUUUCUAGUUGUACCAAUUACUCAAAGCACUUUACACUAUAAUAUUUACCCAAUCACACAGAUACAAAGAUCGGUAGGCAACUUGUUGUUAAGUGCCUUGCCCAGGGGCAUAUCAACAUGUGGAAGCUAGAAUCAAACCCACAACUGUCUGAUUGCAGGACGACUACUCUAUGCACUCAUCCACAGUCAACCACAAGUUAACACUUUAUUCAUUUUUACAUCGCUUUCACCUUUACAUUCCGUUUUGCAAAAUAGUUUUCUAUGUGUAUGGACUGCAGCCUAUUCUAGUCUUUAUUGUAAAGAGUUCUACAUUUGUAUGUAAAUGAACCUCCAUUGCAAAAGCAAGGUUAGCAUAAACUGCUGUGAAACUUUAUGGAGAUGUUUUAAAAUGAUAGAAAUCCAUACUGGUGUGGUUGAUACCGUGACUAGCCAUUAUUCUAUCUUAUCCAGGUAUUGUCAUAGUCUGUGAAUGAUUUAUCUACUGCAGGUAAGACAUUAACUAGUUAUAAAUUCUCCAUACAACCCUGCUUUUAACUGCAUUUGAAAGACAGCUCAGAGAAUCAGUCAUCGCCACAGUCGUCAUGUCAAACAUCUGUAGCUCAUACAAAAUGAGUGAAUAGAGCCAUGUUUGUUGCUGACUGGACUCAUAUUUUCAGGCAGAUGCUCACCUGGAUGAUUUGCAAAUGAUACUGGUGUGAUCUUAUGCUGUGAUAUUAGGAAACUUAAAUGCUAACCUCACUUUAGCAGACACUGAAGGCACCUCUUUGUAACUGCUAUGAAAUUGGCUAGGCCUUGCUGCUACCAAUGUUUCUCUGCUGAAAGAUUGUGUUCUGAGUCCAUCUUGUUUUAAAGCAUUCAGAGUUUUAUUUAGUUCUCCAGGUGUGGGAUUGGUUGUCCAAAAUUGCAUCCAUUUAUGUUGAUGACAAAGCUGGAAAGAGAGCCAAUGUGUAGAGUUAGCUCUGUAAGCUAACAGCUAGCGUGCUUAUAUUCAUAGCCUUGCGUUCACGUUUAAAAAACGACUACUUUAAGUCUCCUAAAGGAACAGGUAACAGGUUUACUUAUAAGUUUUAUUAUUAUAUCUCUUCAUUAAUUCCUCCUCUGCACUUUCUAAAUGUGAAGCAUGAGGUGUUUCACAUCUCACAAACGUGAUCUGCAACCAUUUUCUGUUGUGACAUUCAACUGCAUGUCUGGUUCUGUUUAGUAAAUUCUACAUGUUCUACCUUCUGAAAAAAGUCGACAUGUUUCCAAUGUUCUCCGUCUGGAGGUAGCUUAUUCUGCUGAAGUGUCCGAAAACACUCAGUAACACUGGAAGUGAAAACUGGAUCUAUUUUCUCCCAAAACACAAACUAGGACUGUCUGCGUGGUUAAAGAUGGAAUGUAUGUCUUUUCUGUCAUAUAUUCACAGAUGCUGUUCCAUUAUUGGUAAUUCUUCUAUAUCCUGUUAACAGUAUCUUACAUAGUGUAGUGCUGAUGUUGGUUGAUGUUUGUUUAAAUCUAGAAAUUAUGUGUAGAACUCUGCACAUAUUGCAAUCACUUGAACAUAAGAACAUUUAAAAAAUGGAUGCUGUUAGUUUAAAAACUAAGUGUUAUAGUGCACUGUAAAACUUCUGCAAAGCUCAGAAAAAAUGUUUUCAUGCCUCGUUUUCACACACAUUUGUGUUUUCUAUAAGGGAUAUAAGGGACGUUUGGAAUGUUUUGAAUAUCUAAAUAGUCAAUAAAGGGCAGAAUUUUAGUUAAUUAUACAAUUGCCUUUUUUCCACACCUGGUAGCAACGCUCUUUCAACAACACAUGGUGACAAUAAUGGCCCAAGGUGCCUGCCACCAUAGUGUGUUUGAAAGCAGGGUUGCUAAGUUUGUAUAUGACUGAUAAUCGUUCAGUUACCAAAAAAUUCCAACAGUGUGUUUGAUUUAAAUGCAUACAUUUUAGCAGCCAGUCCAUUCAUUUGUAUAGGAAGCCCUGCACGGUAUCAGUGUUGACAGUAUUCUUAGCUCCAUUUUUCUUGCACUGGUAUUUAAUUUUCACUGAGAGCGCAAAAGGCCUCAAACUGCUAGCUAAAAUUACAUACAUUACUUUGCUGUGCUUCAAUUGUUUAAAUUUAUCAGGAAGAAUCAUAAUGUCAUCUGAUGUCACUGACUUGAACAUGUGGAAACGAGGUGUUAGAAAACAACUCAGAGGUACUGUAUUAUGUCAACACAUAUCAGGUUAACUAUUAAUAUUUAACAGGUAGCCAGAGGGAUUCAUCAGAUGUGCAGCUGAUGUUGAAGCGAUGUAUCUACCUCAAAACAACAUCUGUGUCAUCAUUCUGUGACUGAGUGCAAGCAUCACUGAAACCCUUUAUUCCCUCCUCUUCAUCGAAUCCAUUAAUGUUUAAGCAGUAUGUGAAUGUUAGUGUCAGACCACUUUAUCUUACUUAGUGAUGUACUCAAGAGUGACUCUAAUGCAUUAUUUAGACAUGCAUUUAAUUAUGAAUUACUAGCGAGGGAGGGGAUAAUGCACAGUGUUGGCUAUUGCUGUAAAAAUCAUGUUAACUCAUUUAUUAAAUAGCACUAUUACUUAUCAUUUAAGUUGUUUUCAAUAAAUGACAUAGAUAACU
Messenger RNA from Girardinichthys multiradiatus, 6244 nucleotides. It is a transcript of the gene paqr9, whose product is annotated as progestin and adipoQ receptor family member 9. The transcript has a single exon. Bases 961 to 2106 code for a protein of 381 amino acids. NCBI's taxonomy places the organism in Eukaryota, Metazoa, Chordata, Actinopteri, Cyprinodontiformes, Goodeidae. Gene Ontology annotation, cellular component: membrane. Gene Ontology annotation, molecular function: signaling receptor activity. The record is from RefSeq and is a predicted model, not a curated record.